AUGGCGCCGGUGGGGGUGGAGAAGAAGCUGCUGCUGGGCCCCAACGGGCCCGCGGUGGCGGCCGCCGGCGACCUAACGAGUGAGGAGGAAGAGGGCCAGAGCCUUUGGUCCUCGAUCCUGAGCGAGGUGUCCACGCGCGCCCGGUCCAAGCUGCCGUCGGGCAAGAACAUCCUGGUCUUCGGUGAAGAUGGUUCUGGUAAAACAACCCUCAUGACUAAACUUCAGGGAGCUGAGCAUGGCAAAAAAGGAAGAGGCCUGGAGUAUCUCUACCUCAGUGUCCAUGACGAGGACCGUGAUGAUCACACGCGCUGUAAUGUAUGGAUUCUGGAUGGAGACCUAUACCACAAAGGCCUACUGAAGUUUGCAGUUACUGCUGAAACCUUGCCGGAGACUCUGGUCAUUUUUGUAGCUGACAUGUCUAGGCCUUGGACUGUGAUGGAAUCACUACAGAAAUGGGCUAGUGUUUUACGUGAGCACAUAGAUAAAAUGAAAAUUCCACCAGAGAAAAUGAGGGAGCUGGAACAAAAGUUUAUGAAAGAUUUUCAAGACUAUAUUGAACCUGAAGAAGGUUGUCAAGGUUCCCCACAAAGAAGGGGCCCUCUCACCUCAGGACCUGACGAGGAAAAUGUAGCUCUGCCUCUUGGUGACAGCGUGCUAACACAUAAUCUGGGGAUUCCUGUGUUGGUGGUAUGCACAAAGUGUGAUGCAAUGAGUGUCCUGGAGAAGGAGCACGAUUACAGGGAGGAGCACUUUGACUUCAUCCAGUCGCACCUGCGGAGGUUCUGCCUCCAGUAUGGAGCUGCCUUGAUUUACACAUCAGUGAAGGAAGAGAAAAACCUUGACUUGCUGUAUAAGUACAUUGUUCAUAAAACAUACGGUUUCCACUUUGCCACUCCUGCCUUAGUUGUGGAAAAGGAUGCAGUUUUUAUACCUGCAGGCUGGGACAAUGAGAAGAAAGUAGCUAUUUUACAUGAAAAUCUCACCGCUGUAAAGCCAGAAGAUCCAUAUGAAGACUUUAUUGUGAAGCCUCCUGUGAGAAAGUUAGUCCACGAGAAGGAGAUGGCAGCAGAGGACGAACAGGUGUUCCUAAUGAAGCAACAGUCACAGCUUGCCAAGCAGCCAGCCACGCCCACGAGAGCCUCCGAAUCUCCAGCAAGAGGACCCUCUGGCUCUCCAAGAACUCAGGGCCGAGGAGGGCCAGCCAGCGUGCCUAGUGCCUCUCCAGGUACAUCAGUAAAGAAACCGGACCCCAAUAUCAAAAAUAAUGCAGCAAGUGAAGGAGUGUUGGCCAGCUUUUUCAACAGCUUAUUGAGUAAAAAAACAGGUUCCCCUGGAAGUCCUGGUGCUGGUGGAGUUCAGAGCUCAGCCAAGAAGUCAGGACAAAAGACUGUAUUGACAAAUGUUCAGGAAGAGUUGGAUAGAAUGACUCGAAAACCAGACUCCGCAGUAACAAACUCUUCAACGGAUAAUGAAGCUUGAUCCUCCUUAAAAAGUGCAUAUAUAAAAUGACCAAAUAACUAUGUAUAUUGAUCUGCUAAGACCAGGAUUUUUCUGAUAUGGCACAUGCUAUCUAUCAGUUUUGGGGGGCAGGGGAGAUGAAUUUAAAAAAACAAAACAAACAAAAAAUACCUACUUCAUUGGCUUGUCCGAGUGUGGAAUGCACAUUUAGGAAGAUGACCUGUGAGACCCCUUUGUCAAGCAUCAUCACCCUUGGACUCUCAGGCAGGUGGCUGCUGUGGGGAGCAGGUGUCGCUGGGCUUCUUGUGGCGGGAAGUCGACCAUAGCAGCAGCCUGCUCUUGACGAGGGCGAGUCAGUGAGGUCCAGAAAUCACUGAUCAGAUGGUGACUAGUGUGAUCAGUGGCAUGGUAGCAAAUUCACUUGUUCUUGGGAAGCAGAUUAAGUAGCAGAAAGUUCAGGCAGGAAAGAGAAAGACCGAAAGGAGAGGGAGCGAAGUGAUGUGGGGGGAGCUGAACGGUGAAGGAAGUGGAGGAGGAAGGCGGUGGGUGGUAGUGCUGAGUCCUGUGUGUUCAGGAGAAAUUGAAGAAUCAUUUAUAAAUAAAAUAAAUUCAGAAACAUUUGAAGAACUCAUUAACCAGAAUGGGAGCUAAGACUUUUUCUGAGUGCAUCUUGAACUUAGGAGAGAUCGGUUAUGUGUGGGGUGCCUGAGUCAGGGUACUGGCCCAGGGUGCCUGGGCUCUCGUUUGUCCCUGGUCCAUGUCCCUAUGGGAGGUCCUGGGCUUCCUGCAUGUGCUUCAUGGGACAGUCACUGUGGCAUGUGCUUUUAAGUCAGCACUUACAUUAGUUCACUUUGGAUUGUUUUCUAAAUAGUUUUUGCUUUUUUUUUUUUUUUUUAAUUAAAAUAUUUUUAACAGCCACUGUCUGGCCUGCUAAUAGAGAGUGGGGAUCAGCCUCUCACUUGACUGUAAUGCAGUAUGUGACAGGAAGUUGGAAAUUUUUAGUCAUUACACUCUGAUUCAUUGGCUUGCACCAAUCCCUGCCUUAUUGUCUAGGGGAACUUUCUUAGAGUUCAAUUGAUUCAAAAGGAUUUUAUCCUAGCUCCUCAGGCUGAUCAGUGCUAUGUGUCAAUGUUUUAUAUUGAAAAUGGAAAUGAUACAUUGUUCUUGUGUUUUUCAUAAAUGCAGAAUUUCUUUGCUGUGGGGUUAAGUGUCUCCAAGUAGGGCCCAUUCAUCCCUGUUGUCUUGUCAAACCACCAUUCUGGAAGUGAUGACUGUGAUUUGAAAUGGCAUUUUUAAUUUUACAUAUAAUGCAGACCAUAUAAAUGCAAACACUACCAUGAAUUUAAUGUAUAAAAUAUUUGUUGUCAAACCAAUGUUGGGGGGAGCCACUGUCUACUUAUGUGCUAUUUAUUCUUUUUUUAUAUGAAUGUUAUACUGGGUCUGAGCAUAACUUCCCCAGUGUUAGUGCUUUUACAUAGCAGAUUUGACUGACCACUAACAGCACUGGGCGUAGCCUAACUUACUGUAUUACAUAACAAGACCCUCUGCUGUCUUGAAUUGCUUUUGUGUAAAGGUCUGAACACUGUUAAGGAAAAGUAGGGUAUUGACUUGCUUUUCUGACAAACAAAUUUUUGGUGCCAGUUUUACUUUCAAUGAUCAACAUUAAUCCCCUUUUAAUUUAGUUGGGGAAGUUCUUUAUAUGUGUUUUCUUUUCCCCCUAAUAUAUUGUGGCCUCCAGAGUGUUAGGGUAAUGACCAGAAAUGUUUGUGGAAUGACGUUUUGUUAUGACCAAGAGAUGCCAAACAGCUUGUAGCCACAUUGGUGGUCGUGGUGGGUUCUUUGCUCCCUCUUCCACAUUAAGGGGAUACAGUGAACAGCCUUGGGAACAAGGACAGGUUCUCGAAAGGCCCAUGUCUAAGAGGGAUCCUGGACAAAUUUAAGUUUUAGUGCAUAUUUUGACUGUUUUAAAAAUCAUUGAAACUGAAAAGCACUUUUUCUGUCAACAUGAACUGUAGUACCAUUGAUGAAAUGCUGACACUCCUGUCUUAUGAGGAAGGUUUCUUGGAGCUCUCACUUUUCCUGUCUCUCCACAAGAUGAUGCUCCCCGUGUCAAAAGAAACUGAUGCAGUGUGGCCUGCACUCAGUGGUUGCCAAAGUUCGCCAUCCUUGGGGAGUGCAGGGUGUCUUGCGGUGGGGGAUGUGGAGAUAUUUUUUGUUAUUAUAUUAGGUUUUUCUAGCAUUGGAGCCAAAGGCCAGCCAAUAAACUUUUUAAAUUAAAAUUCAUUUAAUUUUCAGGAUACACUUUUGUGGUAGACAGUUAAAGACAAUUAUGACUGUACAUUAUAAUGGUUACAUCUUCUGUUUGUCUUUGAAAUAAAAAAAAAAAAUCAAAGGAAUAAGCCCAACAUUGUUGUGACCGUGAAAGGGGCUGUGAAUUGGUCUUUCCUAAAAAUGCAAUGGGUAUGCUGCUAGAACUAUUUAAUUUUGUUUGUUUGCACUUCUUUUGUUUUCUUUUUCCUUUUUUGAAUUGGCAUUUAAAGAUCAGUAUUUAAACUGAAGAUGUUGUCAUAUUUUAUUAAUUUAACACAUUAAAAGUGACGAUUGUGUACAUCAUGACCUUAACGAUGUUGAUGCUAUAAGUGACAGUUCACUGUCUUGCCUAUACUAAGUUUGUCUGUUUUUAACCUAAAAUUAGGACUGCAGACUAGUUCUCCACCAGCUUUAUAGCCCAGGGUGUGGUUCUACCCAAAUUCAGUAUGCAGUCAUAGGAACUUGCUUUCUAGUGCUAGGAAAGAAGAUGUCUGAUUACUGCCUUCAAUAAACACCAGUCCAGACUGCGUACAA
Suncus etruscus (white-toothed pygmy shrew) is the source of this 4302-nucleotide messenger RNA. RefSeq names its product dynein cytoplasmic 1 light intermediate chain 2 (gene DYNC1LI2). Gene Ontology annotation, cellular component: centrosome; cytoplasmic dynein complex. NCBI's taxonomy places the organism in Eukaryota, Metazoa, Chordata, Mammalia, Eulipotyphla, Soricidae. The record is from RefSeq and is a predicted model, not a curated record. Gene Ontology annotation, molecular function: dynein heavy chain binding. The coding region runs from base 1 to 1479 and encodes 492 amino acids. The transcript is spliced from 13 exons. Gene Ontology annotation, biological process: microtubule-based movement; microtubule cytoskeleton organization.